AUGACUGACGUUUUUGAGCAUAGAAAGACGGGCUCCAUAUCCUCUAUUUCGAGUGAUGAAGAGACUCGUGAAUUAAUUGAAAGUUUGGAAUCCGAAACAAAACGUAAACAAUUAGAGCAAAGCUAUAGUAAAGUUGAUGGUAAUGAGAAAACGCUAGAGCCUACAAAGGGAAGCCAAAUCAACGCCAUUGACACGAAUACUACUAAUAUACUUGCCGAUAUAUCCAGUGGUAGUGGAGCUGGUCCCUCCUCGACUAAGACUGGAGCUGCAACUGUGACUCUGGUCCCAGGUGGUGGUGGUGAUGAAACUGCAACUGAUAUUGCGGCAACUCCAACGAGCUCCAUUCCAAUAAAAAAGCCCAUCAAGUUCACCGUAAGAAAGGUUUCGCACGAUUAUGUUACCAGUCCUGAACCAAACUCUUAUAAUACCCGUAAAUCAUCAGGAUCUAGAUCAGGAUCAGACGGAGGAGGUGUUGGCAAUAACAGCCCGACCACAGAGUCAUUGGCCACAAUUCAAUUGCAAGAAAAUGUGGCCCAUAGCCAAGAGAAGUAUGAUCAGUAUUCAAAGAAGAUUGAACAAAUUCAGAAGGAAAUUGUGUUUUUGCAAAAUCUUUUACCCCCAUAUAACGUUACUGUAGAUUAUCAAACGAGAAUAAAAAUUACAAACGCCGUGGAAAAGCUUAAGAUGAAGCGAGAUGAAUGGGAAAAGAAGAAGUAUUCUUUGGGGAUCACAAUUAGUAGAUUGUGGAGAAGUAUGGAUGAUAACGAUAUAUGGGUGAGAUCAAUGGGGAAACAGUAG
Dujonia railenensis is the source of this 798-nucleotide messenger RNA. NCBI's taxonomy places the organism in Eukaryota, Fungi, Ascomycota, Pichiomycetes, Serinales, Debaryomycetaceae. The record is from the annotation of a GenBank genome assembly.